Molecule: messenger RNA, 513 nt
Organism: Colletotrichum acutatum
Lineage: Eukaryota; Fungi; Ascomycota; Sordariomycetes; Glomerellales; Glomerellaceae
Exons: 1
Coding region: 145-396 (83 amino acids)
Source: RefSeq, a predicted model, not a curated record
UAGUGAUGAUUGGGUUGAAACGUCUACUUGUAGCUGACAGUAACACGAAGCCGAUGCUGGCGCAGGAAGUACUGAUACAAUAAACAGCUCGAGAUUGACCGAGCAUAGGUAAUAGCCGGCCCAAAGACGUCGGGAUCCUCGACAAUGGUGACUCCAAGCCCAACCACCAUGCACCCUUUUCUGGUCCUGGGAGAGGGAUCGAUAGAUUCCUUACAUCACUUCUCGCCCCCAACUUCCGAUUUCCAACUGUCUUUGCUGCAGCAUCCAUCAUCCGGCAUCCUGGCCCUCUGGCAUCUAGCAUCCACAGACAGCACACCCACAUCCACAUCCCACAUCCCUCGUUCCUCAUUCCUCAUUCCUCGUUCGCCUUUGCCGUCCGUUCAUCUUGAAGUCUGAUUCUACGCCAAUGUGGGAUUUCCCCAUCUUGGCCCAAUGCUGACUAGCCGCCUUCGCCACAGUUCCCGGGUUUACACCCCCUUCAUAACCCCAUCACCACCCCCACCCCCUUGGCCC